Molecule: messenger RNA, 3611 nt
Organism: Phialemonium atrogriseum
Lineage: Eukaryota; Fungi; Ascomycota; Sordariomycetes; Cephalothecales; Cephalothecaceae
Product: regulator of nonsense transcripts 1
Exons: 3
Coding region: 84-3374 (1096 amino acids)
Biological process (GO): nuclear-transcribed mRNA catabolic process, nonsense-mediated decay
Cellular component (GO): cytoplasm
Molecular function (GO): zinc ion binding; RNA binding; ATP binding
Source: RefSeq, a predicted model, not a curated record
GCGCGGCUGCAAAUAUUCCAAAUCUCGUACAAGAGCGCGAUCCCCAUUCCCUAGAAUUCCCCAUUCCUCCCCAUCAUAUCACCAUGGAGGGCGCCUUUACCCACCUGGGGAACCACCUCAUUUCCGAUUCGGCUGCCGCUAUCAAGGCCGGUGGUUCUGAUGAGCUGUCCACUAUCGAUCCCGACGAGAGUCUGCUCUACGGCGCGUACGGCGGCCGUGGAGCACGCGGCGGGCUGGGAAACGCCAGACGGCGCCAGGACGACGAGGACAAUGAGACGGAGGUCUUCGACGACGACGAUGAGGAGAGCCUGGCCAGUGUGCCAGUUGAUGGCAUGAAAGACUUGAAGCUGAAUGCCCCGGAAGAGGACAAAGAGCUGCCCGCUCAUGCCUGCGCAUACUGUGGCAUCCACUCCCCCGGCUGUGUUGUCAAGUGUCUUUCUUGCAGCAAGUGGUUCUGCAGCGCCCGAGGAAACUCGACCUCAUCGCACAUCGUCAAUCACCUCGUCAGAGCUCGACACAAGGAAGUCCAGCUUCACCCUCAGUCUGCCCUUGGAGACACGGUCCUCGAAUGUUACAAUUGCGGUACCAAGAAUGUCUUCCUCCUUGGGUUCAUCCCUGCCAAGUCCGACACGGUUGUUGUACUCCUGUGCCGCCAGCCCUGCGCUGCGAACACCUCGUCCAAGGACAUGAGCUGGGAUAUCUCGAGAUGGCAGCCACUGAUUGAGGACCGAUCAUUCCUCCCCUGGCUUGUUGCCACCCCCACCGAUACUGAGCAGCUUCGUGCUCGACACCUGAACCCCCCUCUGAUUGCCAGACUCGAGGAGACCUGGAAGGAGGUUCCAGGCGCCACCGUUUCGGAUCUAGAGAAGGGCGGUGGCAUUGAUGACGACCCCCACCCUGUUCUCCUCAAAUACGAUGACCCAUACCACUACCAGAACAUUUUUGGCCCUCUCGUGAAGAUGGAAUCGGAUUAUGAUAAGAAGCUCAAAGAAGCUCAGUCGGAGGACGGAUUGCAGGUCCGCUGGGACUACGGACUGAACAACAAGCACUUGGCCAGCUUUAUACUCCCUAAGAUCGAGUCUGGCGACGUCAAGCUGGCUGUGGGCGACGAGAUGCGGCUCAAGUAUAAGGGAGAGCUCCGCCCUCCCUGGGAAGGCGUGGGCUACGUUAUCAAGAUCCCCAAUAACCAGUCCGACGAGGUGACGCUCGAGUUGCGCAAGUCCGGCAACGACAAGUCCAUCCCGACCGAAUGCACGCACAACUUCUCGGCCGAUUACGUCUGGAAGGCCACCUCUUACGAUCGUAUGCAGCUGGCGAUGAAGACCUUUGCGGUCGAUGAGAUGAGCGUAUCGGGCUACAUCUUCCACAAGCUCCUCGGCCACGAAGUUGCUGUUGCGCCCAUGAAGCCACAGCUCCCCAAGCAGUUCACUGCCCCCGGCCUGCCCGCGCUGAACAGCAGCCAGAUCACGGCCAUCAAGACGGUCCUGUCCACGCCCCUCAGCCUGAUCCAGGGCCCGCCAGGAACGGGAAAGACGGUCACUUCGGCAACCAUCAUCUACCACUUGGCCAAGACUAGCCCGGUCCUCGUCUGUGCCCCGUCUAAUGUCGCUGUCGACCAACUUUGCGAGCGCAUUCACCACACCGGUCUGAAGGUCGUCCGCCUAACGGCCAAGUCUCGGGAGGAUGUCGAGUCCUCCGUCAGCUUCCUCGCCCUGCACGAGCAAGUCCGGAUGUACGACAGUAACGUGGAGUUGACCAAGCUCACCCAGCUGAAGAGCGAGCUCAACGAGUUGUCCAGCCAAGACGAGAAGAAGUUCAAGCAGCUUACCCGAGCUGCGGAGCGCGAAAUCCUCAGCUCCGCCAACGUCGUCUGCUGUACCUGUGUGGGUGCUGGAGACCCUCGUCUGUCCAAGAUGAAGUUCAGAAAUGUCUUGAUCGACGAGUCUACCCAGUCGGCCGAGCCGGAAUGCAUGAUCCCUCUCGUCCUGGGGUGCAAGCAGGUGGUUCUCGUUGGCGAUCACAAGCAGCUGGGGCCCGUCAUCAUGAACAAGAAAGCCGCCAAGGCCGGCCUCAACCAAUCUCUGUUUGAACGGCUGGUGAAGCUGGGCCUCACGCCCAUCCGCCUGAACGUGCAGUACCGAAUGCACCCGUGCCUCUCCGAGUUCCCUUCCAACAUGUUCUACGAGGGAUCGCUGCAGAACGGCGUCACCAUCCACGAGCGGCUCCGUCGAGACGUGGACUUCCCCUGGCCGGUUGCCGACAUGCCCAUGAUGUUCUGGUCGAAUCUUGGCAAUGAGGAGAUCUCGGCAUCCGGCACCUCGUAUCUCAACCGUACGGAAGCAUCCAACGUCGAGAAGAUUGUCACCCGUUUCUUCAAGGCCGGCGUCAAGCCGGCUGAUAUCGGCGUCAUCACUCCAUACGAGGGCCAGCGAAGCUACAUUGUUAGUACCAUGCAGAACACGGGCACCUUCAAGAAGGAGUUCUACAAGGAAGUCGAGGUGGCCUCGGUCGACGCGUUCCAGGGCCGAGAGAAGGACUUCAUCGUCCUUUCCUGCGUCCGAUCCAACGAAAACCAGGGCAUUGGUUUCUUGUCCGACCCGCGCCGUCUCAACGUCGCCCUGACUCGUGCCAAGUACGGACUCGUUAUCAUCGGAAAUCCCAAGGUCCUGUCUAAGCACGAGCUCUGGCAUCAUCUCCUCGUCCAUUUCAAGGACCGGAAGUGCCUCGUCGAGGGACCCCUUACCAACCUUCAGCUCUCGCUCCUUCAAUUCGGCCGCCCGAAGAUAAACUACCGUCCCCAGCGCUCCACAGCAGUGCAGCCGCAGUACCCCUCUGCGGGCUAUUCGAACGGCCGUUACGGCGGCAGCAGCGGCAUGAAUGGGUCGAUCCGAGACUACGAUACGGGAUCGAUGAUGUCGUACAUUCCGGACGACGUCUCGUCCAUCCACAGCUCCGCACUCGGUGGUGCUGGCCUGAGCUCUGCCUACCCUCACAUGUUCUCAAACUUCAAUCCGGACCAGUGGCCCGGCCUGCCCGGCGUGCAUCCCACUGGCCGUUCGGGCACCAAGAGCCGGGGUCGUGCCACCGAGAGCGUCGCCGGCGAGAGUGUCGCCAACAGCGAGUUCACCGAAGCCAGCAACAGCGUGAUCGGCGGAAAGGGUGUCGGACAGGGAGGAGCGAGCCUGGGCGCCAGCUUGGUUGAGACGCUUGGGUCGGCUCGGCCGGCAUCAUACAGCCAGAGUGAUCGUCUCAAGCAGUACGUCGAGAGCAGUGGCCGGAUGGGACAGGGGAACGGAUACGGUCGCCGCUAUGACGACGACGAGAAGAGCGUCAGCACUGCGUUUGCUAGCCAAAUUGGUUCUGGCUAUGAUUGAGGUGGGGGCGGGAAUUGCAAGGACCAUCAUCGGUUGAAACCUCUUUCACGACGAGUCCUGCGACAACAUCUUUUGGCAUCGUGAAGCGCGAAAGCCUUUUGCCCCCGCCCCUAUCGAGCUGGUCGAGUACCGCACUGAGGCCAUCCAAGCCGCCAUGCUUGGGACUAAACCUCUCAGGACAGCUGCCAGUGCCUUGUAGCGGAAUGCCUCCUCCCCCUCUCUAGCCGGACCCAGGCC